Molecule: messenger RNA, 207 nt
Organism: Cooperia oncophora
Lineage: Eukaryota; Metazoa; Nematoda; Chromadorea; Rhabditida; Trichostrongylidae
Source: the annotation of a GenBank genome assembly
AUGCUGUUCGCUCUUCUAGCCCUGUGUUUCCUGCUGGUGAACGUUGGAGCUCAAUCUGAGGGAUGCCUCACUCAUCACCCACUGAGCUCGACCUAUAUACGGUUCAACCUGUUCCUCAAUCCUAAUCUGGAUAUCGGAAACUGGGACAACGAACUUGCGAGCCUGGCCUGUGAUCAGGCAAAGGAAGGAGGCGAGAGUAAUUUCCAU